AUGACGGAACAAUCAACUUCAACCAUGAGUAUAAAAUUAGAUGCAAAUGAUAUACAAGAUAUACAAGACAAAAUCAAAAAUAACAUUCCCUAUCCAGAGCCAAUCAAGUCAAAAUCCCCAUUCAAGCAACAACCUUUUGAUUUCAGAAAUAAUAAAAUACAAAAAUUAUCAGUCUUUCCAUCCAAAGAGCAAAAGAAUGAAAAUUCAUUGAAGAAAUAUUCAGAUAAAGCAAGUAUCAGAGCUAAAUAUUUCAUAGACAAAUCAUGGGUAUUAGUCAAAGAAUCUUCAACAAUAAUAUUUUAUGAUUUUAUUAAUAUUUUAUAUAACAUUUUAGAGAUUUUAAUAACAAUUAUAAUCUUUAUUUUUUUUACAUUUCGUGGAUUAUAUUAUUUCACGAUUGAGAUUUUAUUUUAUUUUAAAAAUAUUUUAUUUCAUCCAAUCGUGAUUAUUAGUGGUGUUGCAUUAUUAUUUAUUGGUAUUCCAUUUGGAUUGCUUUUUGGUUUGUUACGCCCCGUACUUUUCAAUGAAGAAUGA
This is a messenger RNA of Lodderomyces jiufengensis, 534 nucleotides long. RefSeq lists its product as uncharacterized. The record is from RefSeq and is a predicted model, not a curated record. The transcript has a single exon. NCBI's taxonomy places the organism in Eukaryota, Fungi, Ascomycota, Pichiomycetes, Serinales, Debaryomycetaceae. The coding region runs from base 1 to 534 and encodes 177 amino acids.